AUGAUCUUCCCCGGAUUAACAGCCCGGCCUGCGUGUUCUCGGCUGUUCGCUGCUGACCUCACUUUAGCACUGUCUGCUGUUGGCGGCAGGAAAACCAAGGCGCUGGAGACAAGGAAGCUGGAAGGCCAAGGGGCUGGAGGACAGUCGGUGAUCCAUACCGGCCCCCCGAUUAUGGUGACUCUGGCCAACAAGACCAUUUCGUUUGGCUGCAAAAUCACCUACCCAUACACCCCGGAAUACAAGAGCUUCAAAAUCAGCUACUUCUACGUAGACCGCGAGACCCACAUUGUCUUUGAGAAGCCUAUCACCUGCCAACCCAGCAAGGGCAAGGAGAACCAGACCCAUAGAGUGGAGUGCCCUGUCACCCCCCAACUGCAGAAUGCGUCAGCCACUGGCACCUACUACUGCCGUGUCCAAUGGCCAAGCAUCACCAUGGCCGGCAAUGGCACCUUCAUCUUGGUCCGAGACUCAGGGUAUCGAGAGCCCCGGCCGGGCUCCCAGAAGGCUCUGCUCCUUGGCUUCACUGGCCUCCUGACCGCCCUGAGUGUCCUGGGCACAGCACUGCUGGUGUGGAAGAAGAAACAGAUGCAGGUCCCAGCAAAGCAGCUGGCCAGCAGCUCCAAGCAGUCGCCGCGUGAAUCCGUCUACACGGCCCUGCAGCGCCGUGAGACAGAGGUCUAUGCCUUCAUCAAGAGCGAGGCCAACAGCCCACCCUCCGAAAGGAGCCCUCUCUCCCAGGAGGAGCUGUACAGAUCUAAAGAGGAAGAAGAGUUCGGCCUUGUCUAUGAGAAUCUCUAG
Molecule: messenger RNA, 798 nt
Organism: Orycteropus afer afer
Lineage: Eukaryota; Metazoa; Chordata; Mammalia; Tubulidentata; Orycteropodidae
Gene: NFAM1
Product: NFAT activating protein with ITAM motif 1
Biological process (GO): B cell receptor signaling pathway; positive regulation of cytokine production; positive regulation of B cell receptor signaling pathway
Cellular component (GO): membrane raft
Molecular function (GO): transmembrane signaling receptor activity
Source: RefSeq, a predicted model, not a curated record